Paramuricea clavata is the source of this 779-nucleotide messenger RNA. NCBI's taxonomy places the organism in Eukaryota, Metazoa, Cnidaria, Anthozoa, Malacalcyonacea, Plexauridae. The record is from the annotation of a GenBank genome assembly.
AUGCUGGAUGCAAUAGAAACCCGUCUUUUUGUUGGUGACCCAGAGACUUUCCAGAUUGAUAACCAGACAGCAAGAGUUCCAUAUGAUAGUACACUUGCAAUGACCAGUGGCCACUUUCAAAUUGCUGGAGAACUUAUGGCAGCUUCCAUUGUCCAGGGUGGUCCUGCGCCAGAUUUUUUGGCUGAAUGGGUAUACAAAGUAUCUUUCAUCAGGGAUAGAAGGAAUUACGGUUGAUGAAAGCAAGAUUGAAGAUCAAUCAGUUAGACAACUUAUAACAAGAGUAAGUACAUUUUUUAUCUUAUUUUACCAGAUGAUUACAUUGAAAUAGAAUAAAAAACAUUUAUUCAGAAAUAAUAAAAUCUCUCUCUAUGCAUAUCUCUAUAUGUAUGUAUAUAUGUCUAUGCAUAAAAUACCAUCUCACAAACUGUAGGUUUCAUUAUUUUGUGAUUAACCCAUUAAGCGAUAGUGCACUCAAAUAUGCCAGAUGUAUUUUACUGUGAUGCAAGAUUAUUUUACUUCUAGACUAUUUUAUUUUGCUUGCAUGGGCUACCGCACCAUACUCCACUUUUCAUUUUUGUUUAAAAAGACUGCUGGCUCAUUGUGUUUCAUUCUUCUAUUUGUAGUUACAAACAGUAGACUCAGACAAAAAGUUUCAAGAUUUGCUUAUGCAAGACAAUGUUUUGGACCAACUUUCCAAAAUUGGAUAUAGAGGUGUGCCUCAUAGAGAAUCAUUGAAAAAUAAACCAUCCCUGAUAAGGUAUGCUAUAUGGACACUGUGA